AUGGCUUGGAAGUACGUCUGGAAAAGUGUUCGAGGUCACAAAUCCUAUACGAAUGAGCCGAUAGCUGAUGUUCCGGAUUGUAAUGUGCAAGAUACAGAGAUAGUACGUGUUUGUAAGUUUUUUACUGACACUUUUGGAUAGGAUCGUAUUGGUCUUUUAUUGUUUUAGGCAGUUCAAGCAGCUCGGCAAGCUUUGCUUUAUGGGCGAAUGAAACUACCUGCAAAACAACGGGGUGAAACUUUGAGAAGAUGGUUCGAGAUACUUAGAGAUCGAGAGGAUGAGUUGGCGAAGCUUUUGACUACUUUACCACUACUUUAACUGUUUCGGAUGUUGUUUGAAGGUCUCGACGCUUCAGAGGAACACCAAACAUGGGGCUGUUUUGGUGGUUGCAGGGUCUGUUUUGCUUUUGCCUGGUAGAGGCCAUCUCCACAUUUGGUUAUUUAAAGUGUGAAACUUUGGGUCUCCUUCAAAUGUGGAUUCUGAACAACGAAAGUUGAUCAACAGAGGAAUCCCAUUGACGUUUUCGUUGCCUCAGUCCAUGCCGCCAAUUUUAAUAAGUAAGGGUAUUCAAUAUCAUUGGCUAUAACGACUAAGGUUGAUGCAUGUGUGUUACCAUAUUGGAGGUUUUUUGAGAUAAGUUGGAUAUCUAGUAGAAUAAUAAGAUUGAUCGUGACUCACUACUUUCCCGACAGUCAGAUAUAUUUCAUCGAUGUGUAGUUUAGCCUUGUGGGUCCUCUGCAAUAUAAUAACUCCCGUUUCAGUCCCCUGCGGCCUUACGCCGUAUUCCUCAACCUGGUGCCGGAUACACCGCGCUACGAGUGGAGACGACGACAACAGCUGAGCUUCAGAUGUAUUAGCGAUAAGAAUGAAGUGGCUGAUGCGGAAUACCGAGAUUCAGAUGGCGGAACGGACUGUUCGUGGAAAAACUAUUAUUUUGUCUGCGAAUUCACAAAACCGGCUUUGUCCGUCCGACUGGUCGAUCAGGAAGGGUUUGGGCCGAGGGUAAGAACAACGUAGCGUAAAGAAGAUCAGCCCGAGUUGGGACGGUCAGAUGAAGAGGAAGCUUUCAACUCGGGCGUCUCUUUCGAUGGCUUUCCAAAAAACUUUUAUCCGGCAGACCUUGCUUUUCUAGCCUUAUCUCGACUUUGCCCCUGCAAGGGGCAGAGCAAAAAUCCCACAUUUUAAUGUAUGCGCCAUGAAGACUAUGCAAGCAAACCUCAGGCCAAACAUAAACGCUGAAUUCCGCAAAACUCAAGCCACCAUUCAUAGAUGACUUUAGGUACUAGUCAAACAACCAGUCACCGGAGAAAUUCCUCUGGUCGCUUGCCUCUCCCGAACCUUCUACUACGAGAACUGGCAAGUAAUGUUAACCGUUCUGGAGAUGUACAAAGCGAUGGGGGUCUCCGAACUCUCCAUUCAUAUUCUCAACAUCGUCAAAGAGGUCUUCAAUAUCCUAAAACAGUAUGAAGAUGAGAUCAAUUUGAAAAUCCACCCCGGAUUUUUGAUUCCAAAGAUCCGCGGGCGCUCUGAGAACCCGAAUUUCCAGACCGAGACGAUGAAUCAGAUAAUGUGCUACAACGACUGUCUCUACAAUUACCGAGAAGCCGCUGACUUUCUGAUCUUCACGGAUAUGGAUGACUUGAUAAUCCCCGAAAACGGAGACUUGUUGACGAAAGCGCGCCAAAUCCUACAACGAUUUCCGCUGGCGGCGUCGAUGGAAUUCGCGUGGACGACCUCCAAUUUCAAUGGAGGUAGGUGGAGGUUUUGAGCGGGGAGGUCAAAGAAAUAGCAGGAGUGCCGUGGAGGGAUUAAAGAAAAAGAGAAAAAAAUUUGCAAAUUCCGUAUAUCUGGAUAAUAUUGCAUCCAAGUACACAGGAAUAGUUUGGCCAUGUUUUGAGAUUACAUAUCAUUUUAUGAUACAUGACCUUACACUAUUUACCGUAGGUUGCCUAAGUUUGAGCCGUCAUGCACGGCAACCCAAAGUAGAACACAAAUGUAUUCCUUCCACUCUUGAAUUUGCUCAUGACUUUCCCGACAAACUGAUAGCUUCCUUAUAUAUGUAAAUUACAACGAAUAAUGUUUACUGCCAAAAUCCUGUAAGUCACAACUUGCACUGAAAAACUCUUUCAGUCGCGCAUCCCAAUCAGUUCUCCAUCCCCCGGCUUCUCAGUGGCGUUACCCAUCACGUCGAAGCGUAUGGAAAAUCAACUGUUAUUCGAAACGAAUGCUGA
Messenger RNA from Bursaphelenchus xylophilus (pine wood nematode), 2231 nucleotides. NCBI's taxonomy places the organism in Eukaryota, Metazoa, Nematoda, Chromadorea, Rhabditida, Aphelenchoididae. The record is from the annotation of a GenBank genome assembly.